Molecule: messenger RNA, 2502 nt
Organism: Gadus morhua (Atlantic cod)
Lineage: Eukaryota; Metazoa; Chordata; Actinopteri; Gadiformes; Gadidae
Product: mitochondrial coenzyme A transporter SLC25A42-like
Exons: 8
Coding region: 361-1320 (319 amino acids)
Biological process (GO): transmembrane transport
Cellular component (GO): mitochondrial inner membrane
Source: RefSeq, a predicted model, not a curated record
CCGUCUUGGGUAUUGUAGUCCAAAAUAGAAGAUACAUGCCCACGAACUGUAACCUCCCAUAGCCUAAACAAUCUCCUUUGCAGAAGCCACCAGAAACUUCAUGCGAAAAUCUUAGCUCAGACAAUCUUAAAAUAGACACCUGUCGUCGUCGUCGUGACAGCUGUCGUGUUCAUUCUCCGUCCAAACAUCAACAUUGGGUCGGUGCAAGACUGCAGCGCCUUCCAGCAAACAACAAAUGCGUGCAAAGGAAUCGAGAUCCAUGUCGACUGACAAGUUGACGACCAGACGAUUGUAUACAUUUGUUUAAGAAAACAAAGUGUUUGGCUGCUUGCGGAGUGACGUGAUUGCACAAUCGCACACAUGGACCACCCGGGAAUACCCGUCGCCCAGGCCACAGUGCUGACCCUGUCGCCCUCUGCUCAACCAAACAGAUGGACUGUGCUGGACUCCCUUGUCUGUGGGGCUGUUGCUGGGGCUGUUGCCAAAACAGCCAUUGCGCCUUUGGAUCGCACUAAGAUAAUCUUUCAAGUGUCCUCAAACAGAUUCUCAGCUAAGGAGGCCCUCCGUCUGCUGUACUGUACCUACCUGAAGGACGGCUUCCUCAGCCUCUGGAGGGGGAACUCGGCCACCAUGGUGCGGGUCGUCCCCUACGCCGCCAUCCAGUUCUGCUCCCACGACCAGUACAAGAGCAUACUGGGAGCCCACUACGGCUUCCAGGGGAAAGCCCUGCCCCCCCUCCCCCGCUUCCUUGCGGGCUCCCUGGCUGGCACCACCGCCACUAUGCUCACCUACCCGCUGGACAUGGUACGGGCCAGGAUGGCCGUGACGGCCAGAGAAAUGUACAGCAACAUCCUGCACGUGUUUGUGCGGAUCUCCCAGGAGGAGGGCCUGAGGACGCUCUACCGCGGCUUCAUCCCCACCAUCCUGGGGGUCAUCCCCUACGCAGGCAUCACCUUCUUCACCUACGAGAGCCUCAAGAAGCUGCACACAGAGAAGACGAGGCGUGCCCAGCCCUACCCCCACGAGCGGCUGGCCUUCGGGGCGUGCGCGGGCAUGAUCGGCCAGUCGGCGUCCUACCCGUUGGACGUGGUCCGCCGGCGCAUGCAGACGGCCGGGGUCACCGGUGGCGCCUGCUACGGCACCGUGCUGGGCACCCUGCGCCACAUCGUCACUACGGAGGGCGUGGUCCGCGGCCUCUACAAGGGCCUGAGCAUGAACUGGGUCAAGGGCCCCAUCGCCGUGGGCGUGAGCUUCAGCACAUUCGACCUCGCGCACGACAUGCUGAGCAGGUUUCGUCGGGCCGGGCACUUCCCUCACUGAACCAGCAGGGGGCAGCAGAGUAGUCCUGAACUCGCCGACGCAUGUUACGUGAUGCGGGAGGUAUGCCACAUCAUGCAUGGCACAACAACGUGUGCCAGCUCACCGCAGGCUGGUGGCAAUGCGCACUCUUAUUUCGGUCCACCAAUGUGUAGUGCGGUUGCAAGGGGGCGGUGUCCAGAGUUGGUUGCACAUGCACACGCGCUCACGCAAUGCACAUAGGGCUUCUGAUAAGGCUUAGGAAAUCACACAGUGCGAAAACACACUUAAGUUGAUGCUCUUCAGAGACAAUUGUGUGGUGAAAACCAAUUCAGAGUGGCAACACAAUGAUAAUGGUUAGCAAGGCUGCUUUUAAGAGCCAUGCUUUUUUACCUGUAAGACAUACAUGGAUCCUGUUUGUUUAUUUUAACUCCUUUUAUGUGUGUGUGUGUGUGUGUGUGUGUGUGUGUGUGUGUGUGUGUGUGUGUGUGUGUGUGUGUGUGUGUGUGUGUGUGUGUGUGUGUGUGUGUGUGUUUGUGUUUUAUUGUUUGAGUCAUAUCAUUUGUAAUUUAUUGUUUUUUUUAAUUAAUAUUUGAUGUGUUAAACACAAACAAACAAGUGCGUACGCAUGGCCUUGUAUAAUUUGAGCAUAUGGAUCAAACUAAUCAUCAUUUAAGCUUAAGUUGUUGCACACUAUAAACUGAGGAGCAAACAUUUCUUUGAAUGGUGGAAAUCUAGACCAGUAAGACUACACCCCCUUUUGAUACAGUGGGGCACAGUGGAAUGUUUUGUUGGUGGGUGAUUGUGCAAGCAGGCCUGUGCAGUUUCCCUGCCAAGUGUUAAGCACUGAAGGAAGGGUUUCAGUAGUUUCUAUGCCCUUAUCCCUGGAGGCAGUAUAGGUUGAAUGGAAAGGACCGUAACAAUUUUAGCCAAGAGAUUAUUGGGAAAAUGUGCAAUAUGUCACUUAUAUUCUAACCUCUUCUUCAUAUUGUCAAGAUUAUGUUGGGGACAUGUCGUAGUCUGCCAAAGCCCUUAUCUCUCUUUAUGUUACAGUGUAUGGAAAUAGUCAUUAUUCAUACGUUCAUCGUCAUCCCACUUGGAUGAGUGCAAUAUUCUAAAUGUAUAUAUAUAUAUAUAUGUAUUGAAAUGCUCUGAUGUUUUAAGGAAAAAUCCCUCCUUGCAAUAAUAAAGAUGUUUUAUCACUCU